GGAAGAAGAACAUGAAACGUCAGUGUCCACACGUGCUAUUUAUUUAUUUUACAUUUUCCACCACACAAAGUUAAAUUUCAAUUUUAUUGCCAUGGAAGUGGACGAUUUAGGAGACUCUGAUCGGAAUGCCAUACAUACCAUACAAGCUAGACUUGUAUCUGACACUGGUGAAGAAGCGGGUCCACCGAUAGAUCUUCCAGUUGGCAUAACCACAGCACAGUUAACUCUCAUCUGUAACGCCCUUUUACAAAAUGAAGAACAGACGCCGUACUUGUUUUUCGUCAACGAAGAGGAGGUCAAGCAGUCUCUGGAGAAAGCGAUUGACAUCAAUAAACUGGACACAGAAGCGGUUAUUGAUAUUGUUUAUCAGCCACAAGCUCUGUUCAAAGUACGACCGGUAACACGAUGUACCAGUUCGAUGCCGGGUCAUGCCGAAGCUGUGGUGUCAUUAAAUUUCAGUCCAUGUGGUCAACAUUUAGCUAGCGGUUCCGGUGACACAACGCUCCGUUUGUGGGAUUUGAAUACUGAAACCCCACAUUUCACCUGUACCGGCCACAAGCAAUGGGUAUUGUGUGUUGCUUGGUCUCCCGAUAGUACGAGAGUUGCCAGUUCAUGUAAGAAUGGCGAGACAAGGAUUUGGGAUCCACACACUGGCAAACAACUCGGUAAACCGUUGUUGGGACAUAAAAAGUGGAUAAAUUGCCUCAGCUGGGAACCGUAUCAUGAUAAUCCCGAUUGUCGUCGUAUUGCCAGUGCUGGUACUGAUGGUGAUGUGAGAAUUUGGGACGUAGUACUCGGACACAGUGAGCGAAUAUUAUCAGGACAUACGGGAGGCGUUACGGCAGUAAGAUGGGGAGGUAGUGGUGUAAUAUUCACUUCGUCAAAGGAUCGCACCAUUAAAAUGUGGAGAGCAAGCGAUGGCGUUUUGUGCAGAACAAUGACCGGACAUGCACAUUGGGUAAAUAAUUUAGCGUUAAACACGGACUAUGUUCUGCGUACCGGACCCUUUCAUCCUGUCAUCGACAAAUUGAAGAAAUUUUCAAUGACCACCGAUAAAAAUGAAUUGAGAGCGGUGGCAUUGGAGCGUUACAAGAAAGUUUGUCCGGACGGUGUAGAAUCAUUGGUGUCCUGUUCCGAUGAUUUCACAUUGUACCUUUGGCGUUCAGAUUCAUCGAAAUGUGUGACUCGUAUGACUGGCCAUCAAAAUGUUGUGAAUGACGUUAAAUAUUCACCGGACGUUAAGUUCUUCGCAUCAGCUUCAUUCGACAAAUCUGUUCGACUGUGGCACGCUCAUAAUGGUGCUUUUGUCUGUACAUUCCGUGGACAUGUACAAGCUGUUUACACACUAGCUUGGUCAGCCGAUUCACGUUUAAUUGUAAGCGGCAGUAAGGAUUCGACGUUAAAAGUUUGGAGUGUUCAAACGAAAAAGCUGCUUCAAGAACUUCCUGGACACGCAGACGAAGUGUUUGCAGUCGAUUGGGCACCAGAUGGCUCACGUGUGGCCUCAGGCGGAAAAGAUAAAAUCAUCAAGUUAUGGGCCUAUUAAUCUUCAUUGCUGUACGAUCAGUUUUUUGUAAUCUUGAUCAAAUCUUCAAUUUUAAUUAAAAUAUUCUGCGAAACUUCCAAGCA
Bradysia coprophila is the source of this 1629-nucleotide messenger RNA. It is a transcript of the gene Nle, whose product is annotated as notchless protein homolog 1. Gene Ontology annotation, biological process: ribosomal large subunit assembly; Notch signaling pathway. The record is from RefSeq and is a predicted model, not a curated record. NCBI's taxonomy places the organism in Eukaryota, Metazoa, Arthropoda, Insecta, Diptera, Sciaridae. Gene Ontology annotation, cellular component: nucleolus. Gene Ontology annotation, molecular function: protein binding.